Brassica oleracea var. oleracea is the source of this 898-nucleotide messenger RNA. RefSeq names its product protein C2-DOMAIN ABA-RELATED 10. The transcript has 3 exons. The record is from RefSeq and is a predicted model, not a curated record. The coding region runs from base 170 to 712 and encodes 180 amino acids. NCBI's taxonomy places the organism in Eukaryota, Viridiplantae, Streptophyta, Magnoliopsida, Brassicales, Brassicaceae.
GCAAUUGUUGGAAAGAACGUGUUGAAUAGUAGGGGGAGGAUAACAUUAAACACUUUCUUCCUUUCUAAUCAAUUAAUCAUCAUCCUCAAGUCUCUUUCCUUUUUCCAAUCAUUCCUCGUUAUCUCCAAAGCUCCGUUAAUCUAAUUAUCACCAAUCUUUAUCAAAUCCAAUGGAUCAAAGGCCUCUAGGAUUGCUAACGAUCCACGUCAAAAGAGGGAUUAAUCUCGCCAUUCGCGACCAUCGAAGCAGCGAUCCUUAUGUUGUUAUCACCGUCGCCGACCAGACAUUGAAGACGCGAGUGGUGAAGAAAAACUGCAAUCCUGUAUGGAAUGAAGAAAUGACCGUUGCUAUCAAAGAUCCCAAUGUCCCUAUCCGCUUGACAGUGUUUGACUGGGACAAGUUCACUGGAGAUGACAAGAUGGGAGAUGCAAACUUAGACAUUCAACCCUACUUAGAGUCUCUCAAAAUGGGAAUGGAGCUUUUGAGGCUCCCUAAUGGAUGCGCUAUCAAAAGGGUUCAGCCCUCCAGGCACAACUGUUUAUCCGACGAAAGCAGCAUCGUGUGGAACAAUGGUAAAAUCACGCAAGACAUGAUCCUUAGGCUAAACAAUGUCGAGUGCGGCGAGAUUGAGGUCAUGCUUGAAUGGCAUGAAGGUGCUGGUUGCAGAGGUAUCACUUCCAAAGGAGUAGGUGGAGGCUCUUCCUCUACCUAAAAUAAUAUGGUUGUUCUUCUUGUCGUAUACCUGUUUGAAUGAAAUUGAUCUAUUGACUAUUGUUGUUGUUGUUUCCAUAUGUCGUAGAAUUUUUGUAUCUCUUUCUUCCAUUUGAAUGUCUUUCGAUUGUGUAUUGCGAUUUUUGUCUUGGGAUCUCUUACAUUUCAGAUGGCCAAAAUUUUCAUG